CGGAACGCUAUGGUUUGGUCGCUUUGCUACUCGGAAGUUGUCCUUUUCUCACUUUUUGGUUGAUUUUACACGAUAAAGUUAUGGAGGAUCAGAAUUUGGAAAGUAUCGUAGUCAUACUGAAUGACAAGGUCGACGCUUCGGGGGAACCUAUUAUACCCAAGAACUCGCUGCACUGCACCUUCUGCAACUGGAAGUUCUCAAGUAAACAAAAUCUCAAGCGCCAUGUGAAAGAGCAACACCUUGGAUUUCGCUUUCCCUGUAAUAAAUGUGAGGCCGAGUUCGGACGUAAGGAAGACAUCAUCAAACACUAUUCUGUCUACCACAGUGAUGAUCUUCAGGAAAUACGCUAUAUAAAACAAGUACCGAUGGUAGCGGAGGAUGGACAAGUCAAGCCACGAGUUAAAGCCCCAGGGGUGAUCAAAAUCCCACCAAAGAAAAUUAAGAAGGAAGUCUUAAAGGUGCAAACUCCGAUCCAACGACCGAGAAGAAAUAGAAAUCCUAAAGAGCCACAGACGAAAGUUGUGAGCUCACCAGCCAAGACAACGCGGUCACCAGCUAAGACAGUUGUGUUACCAGCUAGUAGCAGGGAAUGUAUCGACACUGGUAACUCGUCAGAGCCGGAACGAGUAGUCAUUGCCUUGGAUCCUGUUACUCAGUUUAGACUCGAACGAGUCAUAGCGGAUCGAGUAAACAUGAUCACUGAGAACGUUGUCAUCGAGACUCUGAGUGAAGGUGGGAAUGUCACGAAGCGAGAGAAAAUUGAGAGGAAGUAUCAUUUAAACCCGUUAUCAUGAGUUAUGAGUUUUAUAACUACUCAGACUACAUGUAGUAACUCAGACUCGUCAGAAUAUUUCAUUAUUUUGGUUGUGAAGCCAAGGACUCUCAGAAAAGCGAAGAAGAAAAAAACCAAAGGAAGUUUGAGUU
Molecule: messenger RNA, 924 nt
Organism: Asterias rubens (European starfish)
Lineage: Eukaryota; Metazoa; Echinodermata; Asteroidea; Forcipulatida; Asteriidae
Exons: 2
Coding region: 81-794 (237 amino acids)
Source: RefSeq, a predicted model, not a curated record